Spirodela intermedia is the source of this 4528-nucleotide messenger RNA. NCBI's taxonomy places the organism in Eukaryota, Viridiplantae, Streptophyta, Magnoliopsida, Alismatales, Araceae. The record is from the annotation of a GenBank genome assembly.
AUGGACAACUUGAGGGACCUCGUCGCCAACGUCGAGUUUCUUGGGAGAAAGCAUGUCGACCUACGGAUGAGGGUGGCCUAGGUAUUCGGCGCCCUCAAGAUGUACUCAACAUGCUUUAAAAGAAACUCGUUUGGAGGAUGAGGACCACACCAUCGGUGCUAGGCUUUUUUGUGUCAACCAAAUAUGGUGAGUGAGCUCGACAGCCCAUUGACAUCAAAUGAGUCAAACGAUGGGCAGACUGGCAGCAACAUUGGUUAGAGAUGGUGCCCCUUAUUCGUUGGCGAGUAGGGCGAGGCACGAUCAGUGCCUGGUAUGACACUUGGCUAGAGGACACACCAUUGGCCAGUUUUACCACUUUCACAUCCUCUUGGCCUCGCUUGACGGUAGCCCAGCUUCUCCAAGGAGACACUCGUCUACUUAUUGAGAAGCAUGGACUACCGUCAGACUUAUUACCAGCCAUCACUAUGACUGAGACGAGUUUUACUAAGAACCAACCCAUCUGGACACUUACCGUAGAUGUCAGUUUCUCUUGUAGCUCCUCUUGGGAGCACUUUAGAAACCGCUCCCCAAAGACAUUUUGGGAAAAUCUCAUAUGGCAUCCAGCCAUCACACCUCGUAUUUCAUUCUUCUUGUGGAAGUUCAUGCACCGAAGACUACCCACCAACGAUCGAGUGAUUGUCACCGAUCAGGAGGUGGAAAGGAGAUGUCAUUGUUGUUCCAUCACGACGGACAAAAGUAUCGAACAUUUAUUUUUCUAUAGUGAUAUUGCUGUCAAGUGUUGGCGUCAACUUCUAGCGAAUUGGCUCUUAAUGAUCUCGUACAGACCUAUGAGACCACCACUAGAGGUCUUUAGGAGAGUCAUUGACUCACCGACGAGUGUCAAGGUUAGUCCUUUUAUCCGUAUCUCCAUAGUAUAUAUGUUAUGGGAAAUAUGGAAAGGACGUAACUCAUCUCGAUUUGCAGGCCAAGUGAUGCGUGUCAUAGAGAUUAUGAGGCACGUAACACAAUGGCUUCAGAGUACUCAUUCCUUAGUGCUAAACAAAACGAAACACUCGUGUUCUGUUUGUGAGGCUUUUGGGCUUUGGGGACUCCAUAUCAUACCUACACAGACCUGGACUACUAUCUGAUCUGUUAGAUGGACACCACCAAGGGUUAGACAGUGGAAACUCAACGUCGAUGGAGCAUCUCAAGGCAACCCUGGACCAUCUGGAGGAGGAAGUAUUUUACGUGAUAGUACAUGAUGCAUUUUCUUUGCCUUUUUGAACUUUUAUAAUAUACGAACUAAUACUGAGGUAGAGGUUAUGGCAAUACGGGAUGGUUUGCUUCUUUGUGAGGAGCAAAAUAUUACUAAUAUUGUCUUAGAAUCUGAUUCCAAAGUGUUAGUGGACAUGUUACGUGCGGACUCUUGUCCUCAUUAGAGGCUCAAGAAUAUUUGGGCAAACAUCAUGCGAUGUCAAGGACGCAUCACAACCAUUACGCAUCAGUUCCGAGAAGGGAAUCAGACAGCCGACGCCCUUGCUAUGUAUGGAGUCAGAUUGCGUCGGAGGAUAGUCUUCUCUUUUUGGUAGGACAUGCCCCUUGCAGCCUGAGGUGCUCAUAGACUUGAGCGACUCGGUAUACCCUCUUUAUGCAUACACCGCACUCCACUACUGGCCACUCCACGGCAGUGGCGUAUUGCUUGGAGGAGAUCAGGGGUGGUUACUAUUGGCCACUGAAGACCACAAUGGAGAUACAGGUAUGUGUUUCCUUUAUUUAUGUUUUCAGGUCUAUCACAAGCCACAACCAUGACAUUAUCAUAGCGUUCAUCCCAUACCACCGAUGUGGAAUGCACUUUGCCUAUCAACACAAGAUGGACAACAAGGCACAUCGUAAUCCACCUAGGUAUAUUACUUCCAAUCAUUACUCUCCUCAUAAUCACCUCACAUCUAUUAUCUAUCACCCUCAAGUAGUGAGGACAUAGAACUAUCAGCACAUGUUGGCAUCUGCCUACUUUUGAACUAUAGGUCUAUAGCACAUCAGACCUACCAAACUAGUUGUGAAUCGCCAACCUAGCACCUCUCUCAAGAUCUCAUUAGUACCAUCAGCCAGCUUGAACCCAUGAGAAGGGAAGGAUCUAUAUCUAUAGGAUUGACCCUCUCUCUUCUCUCUCUCUCUCGAUUCUUUAUUUCUUUCUCCCUCCCUUUCUCUCUCUUUAAAAAGAAAAAAAAAAGAAAAAGAGACAGCCUACUUCUUUUCCCAGAAUCACCAGCCCAUCAUAGAUAAUUAGUGGAGGGUGAGGGAAAGGGCCCUCAAAAAAAAAAAAAAAAAAAAAACGAGCAUUCUAUUUUCCUUCCCCUAAUCACUAGACUCGAAAGGGAAUUACCCUUGUACACCAAAUAAUGGGCAUUAGUGGAGGGUAAAAGAAGAGGCCCUCAAAAAAAAAAAAAAAAAAAGAGAGAGAAAGAAGAGAGAGAGAAUAAGAGAAAAGGAAAAGAGUUAGAAAAAGAAACCAAGUCAUUCUUCGUGGGGUGAAAGGUCCCUUACUUACUUAGAGGAAGUACAACAACUGAUGGUACUAACAAGAUCUUGGCCAAAGAGAUUAGACGCGUACAACACUAGAAAGACAAAUUCAUAUUUGGGCUUAUUGUCAUACUCCAAGCAUAGUUCUAUCCUCUUCACUGUCUUAACAACUCUUUUCUCACCACUUUAUAUCAUUUUAUUUAUUUCUUAGAACCACUUACUGCAGCAAAUUCUUGUCUUGUAGGAACACCUCAUGGUGCACAACAUGGAGGUUUACACGUCCUACUACAGUUGACCAGAUAUUCCAACUUCAUGAACUCAAAGGCUCUUUUAGCCCAAAUGUAGACCAACCGGCUUCUUCAAAUAUGAUGAGUGAAUUGGAGUCUAUCUCUAGUAUUAUCACAUACCCUCUAAAAAAAGAGGUCUUUCACCCUCCAAAAAAAAAAAAAAAAAAAACCCUAAACCCUAACCCCCCUUAGUGGGAGAGUUGCCACUGAAUCUCAUAAGAACUCCGGAGUUAAGUGUGCUCGGGUGGGAGCAGUCUCCGGAUGGGUGACCUCCCUAGGAAGUCCCCGGGUACAUGUGCAUGUGUUGCGAGAUGCUUGCUCUACAUGUGCUGAAAGGCACCGCUGCAUGAUCGUGCCGAGAGGCAUAUGUGGCAUCCAUCUAACUAUGCCAAGACGCCCCCAGUUGCGAAGAACGUGCCAAGAGGCACCCCUGCCACCAUAUUGAGAGACACAUAUGUGACAUCCAUCUCACCAUGCCAAGAUGCCCCCAACUCCAAAGAACGUGCCGAGAGACACCCUUGCCACGAUGUUGAGAGGUGCAAGUGGCAUCUAUCUCUGAAGAAUGUGCUUGAGAGGCACCAAAGUGCUUGGGCAUGUGAAGUACUAGGAUGGGUGACCUCCUGAGAAGUUCGGCCCAAGACAAUUAUAAAACAAAAACAAAAAAAAAAAAAAAACCCUAAACCCUAAAUCCAUAGUGAUAUUGUUGUCGAGUGUUGGAGUCAACUGCUAACGAAUUGGCUUCCAACGCUCUCAUAUAGACUUACGAGACCACCACUAGAGGUAUUUAGGAGAAUCAUUGACUCACCAACGAGUGUCAAGGUUAGUUCCUUCAUCCAUAUCUCCAUAGCAUAUAUGUUAUGGGAAAUAUAGAAGAGAUGUAACUCAUCUCAAUUUACAAGUCAAGUGAUACAUGCCAUAGAAACUAUGAGGCACGUAACACAAUGAUUUCGAAGUACUCAUUCCUUAGUGCCAAACAAAAUGAAAUGUUCAUGUUCUAUUUGUGAGGCUUUUAGGCUUUGGGGACUUCAUAUCAUACCUAUACAAACUUGGACUAAUAUCUGAUCUAUUAGAUGGACAUCACCAAAUGUUAGACGGUAAAAACUCAACGUCGAUGGAGCAUCUCAAAGCAACCCAAGACCAUCUAGCUCAAGCGAUAGUACAGAAUGUAUUCUCUUUGCCUCCUCAAACUUUUAUAAUAUACGGACUAACACUGUGGUAGAGGCUAUGGCAAUAUGGGAUGAUUUACUUUUUUAUGAGGAGUAAAAUAUUACUGAUAUUAUCCUAGAAUUUGACUUCAAAGUGUUAGUGGACAUGUUAUGUGUAGACUUUUAUCCUCAUUGGAGGCUCAAGAACAUCUGAACAAACAUCAUGAGAUGUCAAGGGCGUAUCACAGCCAUUACGCAUUAGUUCUAAGAAAAGAAUUAAACGGCCGACACUCUUGUUACGCAUAGAGUUAGAUCGUGUCGGAGGACAGUCUUCUCUUCUCGACAAAACAUGCCCCUCGAAGCUCGAGGUGCUCAUAGACUUGAGCAACUCGACAUACCCUCUUUAUAUAUACAUCACACUCUACUAUCGGCCCCUCCACAGCAGUGACGUAUUGCUUGGAGGAGAUCAGGGGCGGCUACCAUUGGCCGCUAAAGACCACAAUGGAGAUAUAGGUACGUGUUUCCUUUGUUUCUGAUUUCAAGUCUAUCACACACCACAACCACGACAUCAUCAUGACACUUGUCACGUACCACUAA